This is a messenger RNA of Chrysemys picta bellii (western painted turtle), 1653 nucleotides long. The record is from RefSeq and is a predicted model, not a curated record. NCBI's taxonomy places the organism in Eukaryota, Metazoa, Chordata, Testudines, Emydidae.
GUGCGGGGAAGCACCGCAAUAGCCAAUGGCAGAGGCUGUUCUUGUUCCUAGGAGACCGAUGUAAACGGUGCGGCCGCGGAGCCGGUGCGGCCGGGGUUGGGGGCGAUGGAGUCGGACGCGGAGAAUGGGGAGGAGUCGGACAACGGCCGCCGCCGCCGCGCCAGGGGAGCCGACCUGGAAAUGAGAUGGGUUCAGGGAUUCACAAACAGGAAUGUUGGUUUUGUCAAUAACAAGACUAUCUGCUACCCCUGUGGCAACUACAUCCUUUUUGUUGACAUUGAAACAAAGAAGACGACAGUGCUGAAGUGUAAGAAUGGCCACAUUGGAGCCUUUGCAGUGAAUGGGAACAGUCAAGUGGUGGCUUUUUCAGACCAGAAGCUAAAUCCUGUCAUCUAUAUCUACACUUUUCCAGGACUUGUUAAACGGUCAGAAAUAAAAGGGCAGGCACAGCUGGACUACUCUUUACUUGCAUUCAGUUACAUGGGUCCUUAUCUGGCCAGUUACUCUUCAGUCCCAGAAUUUGCUCUUUCAAUAUGGGACUGGCAAGAAAAUAUCCUUUUGUGCAGUAAAUCUCAACCAGGUGUGAAAGUGACCUCUAUGAGCUUUAACCCCAUGAACUGGCACCAGCUUUGUUUGUCCAAUGAAAACUCCCUGACUGUCUGGAAUAUUGAAAGGAACGAUCAAGAACAUCAUCUCAAGUCAAAGCCUGUCAGACUCCCUGCCGAAGAUGGGUCUCUGAUGUGUAAACAGGAUGUCUUUUUUUCACAUCCUGAUAUCCAAGACCUCUACUAUGGGCCUGUGCUGCCAAUUUCAGCUAUUGCUGGGCUGGCAGGGGAUGAAGCAGAGACAUUUAGGCCUAAAGAUGACAUCCAGCCUUCAGUCCACCCUACCGUCCACUGCUGGACUGCAACGUCUGACCUGUAUAUGGGCUGUGAAGAGGGACAUUUUUUGGCAAUUAAUGUUGAGACACUCAAAGCUUCUCUUCUUUAUUACAAACCUUCACAAGACGCUAAAGAACGAAGGCGAACAAAAUUUCGUUCCUUACCACUUCUUUCUGGCGAUAGCUUGAAAAAGGAAGAAGACAAACGGAGAACAGAAAAACCUGUUCUGCUUGCCAUGGCCUAUCAUAAGGAUGGACUAUAUGCAGCUGGAAGUGAUGGUAUUGUGCACUUUUACCAAAUCAAAGGCACACACUAUCAGAUGGAUGAUUGCUUUGAUGUAUCAGAACCCAUAACCAGCCUCGUUUUCUCCCCUGACUACAACACAUUACUAGUAGAAACAGACAAGGGAUCAGUCUAUGUCUAUAAACCUUCUCAGAAUGAGGAAGUCAUCAAACUCUUGGAUGCAUGCAAUGAUCAUUUCCUGUCAGCUGAUUUUCUUACUCCAGGGAACAAGUAUUGUGUGUCUGUAGCAAUUUCAGGGGAAGUGCAUGUUUGGCUGCUGGAGGACGGAACUUUCAUAAGCAAGCUCUGCCUGAAUACACAGGCAACUGCUAUGGUCUGCUGCCCCUCCUCAUAUAGUGUUGCUGUGGGGACCAAAGUGGGUCAUGUCUAUUUCAUUGAUGUUACCAAAGUUGAAACGCCACGUGUGGUUCACAGAGUUCUUCUUUCCAACUUACCUGUGCGCCAUCUGCAGUAAGUAUGUAGUCGCAGA